UUACAAGAUGACCUCUUCAUCUCUCUACUCUCACAAUUUGACACUCCAUCCACCUGAUAAUUCAUCAAUCAUUUUCCAGUUGGUUGAAAUUGAAACCACACCUCAACCUUUACAUACACCAACAGAUUUGUAGAUUCGUCUGUGUGUGUGUGUUACCGGGUGAGAUGAGGACGGCCUUAGGCGGCGGCGGUGGUGGUGUUGGUGGAGAAGCAUGGAAGGCACACGUGGCGAUGGCGUUGGUACAAUUGUUUAAUGGAGGAUAUCAUGUGAUCACGAAAGUUGCUCUAAAUGUUGGAGUCAGCGAGAUUGUUUUCUGUGUGUAUCGUGAUGUCAUUGCCCUCUCUAUCCUCGCUCCUGUUGCAUAUUUCUGUGAAAAGAGAACUAGACCAGCUAUGACCAGGCGCUUUCUCAUGUAUUUCUUCUUUCUUGGGUUGACUGGGAUAUUUGGAAACCAGCUUUUGUUUCUUGUUGGUCUUGGCUACACAAAUCCAACAUACGCUGCAGCCAUUCAACCUUCAAUUCCUGUCUUCACAUUUAUACUUGCUGCAAUGAUGGGUACAGAAACAGUGAAUGUGCUCAAGACUGAAGGUCAGGCAAAGGUUGGAGGGACCCUUGUUUGCGUUUCUGGUGCCAUUCUAAUGGUUCUGUUCCGAGGACCUGCUCUUCUGGGGUAUGCAGACAAUGUACCUAGGCAACAUAAUGAAAUAAGUGCAAGUGGUCAACCAGGGCCUGCUGGAUGGAUGUUCUCUAAUUUAGCGAGUUUCGGGAUUGAUAACUGGCACCUUGGUGUCCUAUGCUUAAUAGGGAACUGCAUAUGCAUGGCAGCCUUUCUAGCUAUUCAGGCUCCGGUGUUGGCCACUUAUUCUGCAAACCUAUCCGUUACAGCAUAUUCGUACUUUUUUGGUACUCUUUUUAUGGUAGCGACAGCAGUUUCCAUGAACAAUGAUUCAACAAACUGGAAUUUGACACAGUCUGAGGUUUGGGCAGUAAUUUAUGCUGGAAUUGUUGCAUCUGCAUUGAACUAUGGACUUUUAACAUGGUCCAACAAGAUCUUGGGACCUGCUUUGGUUGCUCUUUACAAUCCACUUCAACCUGCUGCAUCUGCUAUUUUGUCAAGAAUUUUCCUUGGAAGCCCUAUAUAUUUGGGAAGCAUUUUAGGAGGAUUGUUGAUCAUAAUGGGGUUAUAUCUCGUGACUUGGGCAUCGUAUUGGGAAAAACGACAGGCGACUUCAAGCGUCGGCCGUUCUCGGACGUCGGAGCCACUGAUGGAUCAGAUCUUGUCUGGGCCUUCACCAUCGGUACCUAAGACCAUGGAUUAGCCAAGAUGUGGAACCCCAGUUGUUCUUGUUUGUUUAACACUAUGUAAAAAUAUGGGAGUAGGAGUAGGAAUUUUGGUAUUACAGAAGUGGUUGAAAUAGAAAAUAUAUUCUUCUGCCCAUUGGAGUUUGCUUAUUUCAUAAAUACAUAUCGAAUAUCCAUGGAAAAA
This is a messenger RNA of Cynara cardunculus var. scolymus (artichoke), 1486 nucleotides long. RefSeq names its product WAT1-related protein At4g19185-like. Gene Ontology annotation, cellular component: plasma membrane. Gene Ontology annotation, molecular function: transmembrane transporter activity. The transcript is spliced from 7 exons. The coding region runs from base 165 to 1319 and encodes 384 amino acids. The record is from RefSeq and is a predicted model, not a curated record. NCBI's taxonomy places the organism in Eukaryota, Viridiplantae, Streptophyta, Magnoliopsida, Asterales, Asteraceae.